AUGACGUUGGUUAACCGCAGAGACCAGGUUUACUGGUGGUACUUUUUGGUCCACAUCCCCAUUACGAUAUUCAUGGACCUGAACCUUGUGGUGCCGCGAGAGUACCAGUGGUCACAGUCGCUCAAAUUACUCGACUUCCACAUUGCCACCAACAACGAUAUCUUGUUGAUCGACCGUCCCGACUGGCUCCAGGUGUUUGGGGCGUUUGAGCUUUUGUUCCAGCUCCCGUUGUUCUUCUAUUUCGUGUACAUGAUGCCUCGCCCCACUCGCCAGCACUGGGUGUGGAUGGUGGUGUACGGCUUCAACGCGGCGUUCACGACGUUGGUGUGUCUCUUCUACAUCUACUGGGACCAAGGACGACUUAGCGACGUCGAAAAGUACAAGUUGAUGGCGAUCUACGUCCCGUACUUGGCGUUGCCGUUGGUGUUGAUGCUAGACUACGCCCGCCGCAUCUCCGCGGCCUUGGCGGUUAAACCCAAGCAGUUGUAA
Molecule: messenger RNA, 489 nt
Organism: Diutina rugosa
Lineage: Eukaryota; Fungi; Ascomycota; Pichiomycetes; Serinales; Debaryomycetaceae
Exons: 1
Coding region: 1-489 (162 amino acids)
Cellular component (GO): endoplasmic reticulum
Source: RefSeq, a predicted model, not a curated record